CCCCCUUCCCGAAAAUCGCCUCAGAUUUUUCUGCUUCGGAAUUCCUCUCUCCUCCUCUCCCAUGGCGUCCCUCUUCGGGGCUCGCCGCCGGCGAUCGCCGGAGGACGACGGCGAGGAGGACAGAUCCGCGUCCGGGCGGGUCACCCGCCGCCGCCUUUCGCCGAAGCAGGGCGCGCUGUCGCUGGCCGGGGCGGAGGCGGAAGCGUCGGCGGCGGGGGCGGGGACGGAGAGUAGCCCCGGGUGGCUCUCCACCAUAGUGUCCGGAGCGAGGAGGGUGAUCUCCUCGGUGUUGUUCUCCUCGCCUGAGGAGGCGGCCUCGGGGGAGGAGGAGGAGGAGGACGACGAAGGAGAUGAAAUUGAAGACAAUCGUGGAGCAAUAGUUUCAUAUAGUGAGUCAAAGCUUGCCAUUGAGGACAUGGUUAUGAAGGAGACAUUCUCAAGGGAUGAAUGUGAUAAAAUGGUAAAGCUCAUACAGUCACGAGUUACAGAUUCUGCACUCCCUGAAGCAUGUGAGUAUGGGACUCCUAAAGAAAUUCCAACUAGGAAUGCUGUCAUUGGCAAUGAUUUCACCGGAGCUUGGCGUUCCUUGAGUCGCCAUAAGAAUUGCACUGAAUCAGUUCCAUUCUCUAGUAUUGGAUCUGGUAGCUUUUCUCCUGGUUCGCCUCUCCAUGCAUCGCCUGAGCUACUGAGUGCAGCAGUUAUGGAAGCAAAGAAAUGGCUAGAAGAUAAAAGGCAGGGAUUAGGUUCAAAGCCUGAAGACCAUGGACCUUGCACAUUAAACACUGAUAUGCUUAACUCUGGGUUUGAAUCUGGUAUGGGUUCUCCAGUUGAUUUAGCGAAAUCAUACAUGCAGUCAUUGCCUCCUUGGCAAUCUCCAUUCUUAGGUAGUCAGAAGUUUAAGACACCACCCUCCGCUGGGUUACAUAUUUAUGAUGAUGCAGGGAAGUUUAAGUAUUCUCUCCCAUCAUCAAAGGUCACCACCAAGGAAGACUAUCUUUCCACUUUUUGGGAAAAUUUGGAGGAAUCUCGUAGGUCUCGCUUGGGAUCAUCCGGAAGUUCUCCAGAUGCUUCUAAAACCAGGCAGUAUUGUUCUACUUCCAGAUUGUUUGAGAAUGAUGCAUCUAUAUUCUCACCAGGUACUUAUAAGAAAUUCGAUGAACCAGAGGAAAACAAUAAAGGUUCUGAUAAAGUUGCAGAAGCAGAACCGGCUAAUGGGCACUCUUCACCUAUUACACCGAGUAAAGACAAAAAUGAUGUGGUUGUUGAUCCUGUGGACCCUGCAAAAGAUGUCGAGAAUGUUGUCAAUGAAGGCAAUGCUGCAUCCAAAGUUCAUAUAGAGGAGAUAUCACAGGGCAACCAUAUUUCUUCCACAAGUGUUACAAAGGAUGCUGUUGAACAUGAUGGAGAUGUUAAAGCUCCUGUUGCAGAACCGGAAAUUCACGGGGAGUCAAUAAACUCAGCUUCAGAGUUGAGAACAAGGGGUACAGGUCACCGCACCCGUGCAAGCUUAAAUGGGUCUACCAAAAAAACUUCUGCCAAUGGUCUUCGGGAUCAAUCAAACGCCAACUCGGGGUUAGAAUCUUCGGGCAAUGAUAAUCCCAGUUACACCAACUCGAGCAGCGCUGUGCGUCCCACCAGUAAUGACAUUAUCGAUUCUACGACAGACGCAGCAGAUGGUGAUUCUAUGGAGAACGGCACGAGAUUGACUUCAAAAGAACCUGCGCAGGUAGACCCAAAACCACCCUAUGUUAGGCGAGGACGGAAAAGGGUGGUUCGAGGCACAAGAGGAAGAGCAAAGUAGAAGCAUCUGCUGCACCCGCAUUGUUUGUAUACCACUAAUAUUAACGGCCCAAACGGGGUGGUAUGAUAAUGAUACCUAGGUUAACUAGAGUUAGCAUUGAUCGGUGGAUUUUAUCGUGCACCCACACUUGUAUCCAUGUUGUAUUGUUGUAGGCUUCAUAUUUGACUACGUUUCACGAUCUGAAUGUGAUUACUAGGACUGGUAGAUGCAUUUCUCUCCUUUUCUUUUCAGUUUAAAACUUGUGGGUAGUUGUGCAGAUGGAAGAACAAAAAUGUUUGUUUGUAUUUACUGUAGCAGCAAAAGGAUAACCAUGUAGGUGACUAGAGAUGUACUCCUACUUCUGUUAUCUGUAUCAUGAUGAUUCAUGCAGCGGUGGAUGCUGAGGAUUCUCGCCAUGUAACCAGUAUUUCGUACUACUAGGGGUUUUCUGUUCAUUGUUUGGUUCCAUGGGCUCCUGCUUUGCUUGGAUUUUUUUUGUUACU
Molecule: messenger RNA, 2283 nt
Organism: Oryza brachyantha (malo sina)
Lineage: Eukaryota; Viridiplantae; Streptophyta; Magnoliopsida; Poales; Poaceae
Product: protein KAKU4
Exons: 11
Coding region: 62-1801 (579 amino acids)
Biological process (GO): nuclear membrane organization
Cellular component (GO): nuclear envelope
Source: RefSeq, a predicted model, not a curated record